Messenger RNA from Conger conger (European conger), 8659 nucleotides. RefSeq names its product methyl-CpG-binding domain protein 5-like. Gene Ontology annotation, cellular component: nucleus; chromocenter. The record is from RefSeq and is a predicted model, not a curated record. Gene Ontology annotation, molecular function: chromatin binding; DNA binding. The transcript is spliced from 10 exons. Bases 115 to 4560 code for a protein of 1481 amino acids. NCBI's taxonomy places the organism in Eukaryota, Metazoa, Chordata, Actinopteri, Anguilliformes, Congridae.
GACGAUCUGAAGUGCACAGUUAUCCCUCUGGCCAGGCCAUGAUGAUGCACAGUCCACGGGCAGCGAUGGCCUUGUGAUCUCCGUGCCUGAGGUGUCGUGCGCACAACUUCAGCGAUGAGCGGAGGAAAGGACUGCAAGGGAGGGCAGGGGGUGGGGCCACCUGCUGCCCAGGUGCCGAUUGGCUGGCAGCGCAGACUGCACCUCAGUGGAGUGGUCUAUAUAAGUCCCAGUGGCUCUGUGCUGUCCUGCCUGGAACAGGUAAAGGCCUACCUGUUGACAGACGGGACCUGCAAGUGUGGCCUAGAAUGUCCCCUCAUCCUGCACAAGGUGUUUAAUUUCAACCCCAGGGCUGCAGUCAGGCAGAGGACGGCAGAGGACAUGAAGGCCGAUGAAGACGUCACAAAGCUUUGCAACCACAAGAGGAAGAUCAUUGCCGUGGCUGCCCUGCACAAGAGUAUGGCAUCACCACAACCUUCUCUCGUUCUCUCCUGUCCUGGGGGUUACACAAGUGCCACACCAAUGGUCCCCUCGCGGUCUGCGACUCCUCGAGCAAUAAAGACUAGAUCGCCAGAGGGACUACCUAGCUGCGUGCCCCCGGACUGCAAGCACCCUUUCCGUACGGUGCCGGCGGCCCAGCGGCACUGCCAGGCAGAGCAGAGUGCGGCCCAGCAGCAGGAGCUGUACGGUGGCUACACUCGAGCCCGUCUGGGCAGCGGGGAGCAUGGACACAAGUCCCUGUAUCGAGGUGGGGCUGCCGUCAUGCUCAGCCCAAACUCCUACGGGGACGGCUCCCUGUCCCCCAGGACUGACCCCCUCGGGAGCCCAGACCCCUUCGCACGUGGCAACCCUGGUUUCCAUGGUACCGGCAGCCCCCUCCAUGGCAACGGGCGGAUGCCCCUGUCGCCGCCGGGGGUGUUGCUCCACGGUUCGGCGUCCUGCGCCAUGGCCGGCAGGACUAACGUGCCUCUCUCCCCCACCAUCGCGGCCAAAAGCCCCGUCAUGAAGAAGCCUGCAUGCGGUUUCCCCACCGGGGUGGACCUGCCCAGAGCCAUGUUCCACCACCACAAGCCCCCCCAGCACCCAGCACCCCCUCCACCCCCUUCCUGUGCCCUCCUGAAAAAGCUGUCCUCUGAGAAGGACCCGCUGGGCAUCCUGGACCCCAUCCCCAGCAAGAUGGUCAGCCAGAACCCCAUCCCAAACCAGUCCAACUUCCAGCCCAAUGCCCACUCUCAGGUACCAAUGAUGAAUGUAGUCAUCCCCCCAACCAUUGUACCCCUGCCCAGCAACCUGCCCCUGCCUACAGUUAAGACAGGGGGUCAUGGGGGUCACGUGCGGGCCCAGCAUUCUGCCUCUGUGUCCAUCUCCCCUUCCCCAGUCACCUCCCCCUCGCAUCUGACCUGUUCAGGCAUGGUGAGAGUGGAGGCUUCACCCCAGCGCUCCCGCUCCUCCUCCACCUCCUCCGACCACGGGAGCUUUGUCAUGCCAACGGGGCUCCAGAAGGUCCCACCCAGGUCUCCUCGGUCCUCCAUGGGGUCCCCACACCCCUCCUUGCCUUCCAGCCCCUCCACAAAGUCUGACCCUCUGCACCAGUACAAGGACGUCCCUAGCCAGCUACUUGUGGGGGUUAACAGCUCCAAGUUCCCCCCUGGCUCAGCGUCUGGGACCAGGCCCCAGAAGGGCCAGUCUCCGGGGCUGCUGGGAAUGCCCCUCAACCAGAUCCUGAACCGCCACAAUGCCACCUCCUUCCCAGCAAGCAGCUUACUGUCCGCGGCGGCCAAAGCACAGCUAGCCAAUCAAAAGCUGACCGGCGGGGGCAGUGGCGGUGGUGGUUGUGGUGGAGGAGGAAAUAGUGUGAAUAGUGUUAACAGCAGUAACGCCGUCUGUGUGGGCGCGCCGGAUGGGCACAGCACUUUACACCCCCCCGUUUUAAACCCCCCCAUGUUUCCGCCUAAUCCCGAGGUCCAGAGCGGGAGAGCCGCCCUGCGGGACAAGCUCAUGGCCCAGCAGCGGGACCCGCUCCGCAAGCGCAAGCAGCUCAACGGCCCCGGCGGCAAUGGCCCCGGCGGCAACGGCCCCAGCGGCAACGGCCCCAGCAACGGCAACAGCUCCAUCUUCAGCAUGCUGAAGUCCCACAUUGCCGGCCCCCGACCCCCAGGCCCCAGGGAGGGGCUGAGGACAAACACUCCAAACAACUCCAUGGCCCAGCUGCUGCAGUCCAUGAGUGGCCACAGCUUGCACGCAGAGGGGAACCCUGUCACGGCCUGCAUGGGGCUCAACCCAGGCCUGCUGCAGUUUGGGGAGGGGGCUCAGCAUGUGCUCCAUGGCCAGGGGGAGGCGCACAGCGGGGGCCACAUCUCCCGACAUCCGUUCUCAGGGAUGGGGAGCCAGAUGCCGGUCACCACCAGGGGGAACAACAGGCCCCUUGGGCCGGCCUCUCUCGGGAAUCCCCCAUCGGGCCCCCCCAACCCCCAUGCGCAACGGCUCACUCACCACCACCAUGAACCCCAGGGCUGCCGCUACAUCCUGGGGCAGCCCAACAUGGCUUCCCCCCUGCGCAACAUGGCGUCGCCUCUGCCCAACAUGGCUUCCCCCCUGCCAAACAUGGCUUCCCCCCUGCCCAACAUGGCUUCCCCACUGCCCAACAUGGCUUCCCCACUGCCCAACAUGGCUUCCCCACUGCCCAACAUGGCUUCCCCUCUGCCCAACAUGGCUUCCCCCCUACCCAAUAUGGCGUCACCUCAGCCCAGCUGCAAUGAUGGACGCUGCUCUCAAGCUGUCCUGGAGUCAGGUGACACCCUCUGUAGUGUCAACAGCCUCAAGCUGGGAAAUCUGCAGUCUAACAACAGUAAUCAGAUGUUCCAGAAGGGGCUCCCAGACCCCCACGCCUUCCCAGGAAACCCCUUUCCCGACGGCUGCUCAUCCAGCCCCAUGGCUUGCCUUUUUCAAAACUUCCAGGUGGGUUUGCCUGAGAGUAUUUCAGAACCCAAGGAGCAGAUGAGCACUCAGUCCAGGGUGGCCUUGCAUCCUGGGUCAGCAGGAAUGGCGGGAAUGGCAUCCCUGCCGGAAUUGCAGCCCCAGGGCCUCGGCCUGUGUGUGGGGCCCAACAGACUCGAGGGCCUCCCGGGUGGUGGGGGCGAAUCAGUGGAUGCCAUAUACAGAGCCGUGGUGGACCCCGGCAGUAAAGGUGCACAUGUGGUGAUCAGCAGCACACAGCCCAGCCCCGUCCCGGCGCUGAGUGCCAUGAGUGCCUUCACCGCCUCCAUUGGGGAAGCCAUGAACCCCCCCCAUGCCAUCCAUGGUCACCAGGACAACCAGCUGCAGCCCCGCCCCCAAGGAGGUCAACUCCGCCCUCAUCAAGGACAACCCCGCCCCCAUCAAGGACAACCUCGCCUCCAUAUUAGCCAACCACGCCCCCAACUAGGUCAGCCACACCCACAGGUAGAUCGACCACGACCCCAUCUAGGCCAGCCACACCCCCGGGUAGAUCAGCCCCGCCCCCAUCUAGGCCAGGCCCACCCCCAGGCAGGUCAGCCCCUCCCCCACAUAGGCCAGCCCUGCAAGAACUCGGAGCAGGGCUCAUGCACCCCUGAGGGCGGGGGGGAAGCCCACGAAUUCUUCAGGUCCCCCGGUCGCGGAACCCCCCGAAGACAGUGGGAUGAGGUGGGGCCAGGAGCAGGGGCAGGGCCCAGGAUGGAUGGCCACGCCCCAUGGCGAGGAGUGGAGGAGUUUUUGGAGUGCUCCACCCCAGUCCAGAGCAGCCCAUGCACGGAGAGGCCCAACAGCCUGGGCCCCGCCUCAGGGUCCCCCCAGGAACACAAACACCUGCCCCCAACGCUUCGGCCGGGAGACAAGGUCUUCCUGGAAGAGGGCUACCCCUUCAACAACUGCAAGCGGCCUGCGCCCAACUUCAAGGAGCGGCUGGAGCAGACGGUCGAGCACUGUGCCCACAUGAACGGCGGGGCCCACCAACACCUGAGGGGCUACGGAGACGUCCUGGGCCCCCCCCGGCAGGAGCUGAUGGCAGAGGACCAGUCUCCUGGCUCUUCCACCAGCCUGGAGGGCCCCUUGGUGAGAGACUACAUCCACUACAACGGGCACUACAAUGGGCACUACAACGGCUGUGCGCCUAGCCCCUCCGACACCAAGAGCCUGAGCAGCGAGGAAGACCUCCGGCACCCGGACUCGCCUUCCUCCAAUGAGCUGCUCCACUACCGGCCCCAGGCCUUCAACAUGGGGGACCUGGUCUGGGGCCAGCUCAAGGGCUUUCCCCCCUGGCCAGUCAAGCUGAUGAGUGAGGACCAGGUGCACCACCCCGGCAUGCAGAACAGCCAAGCAGACAAGGUGGAGCCCGAGAGGUUAAAAACACUAAGCCAGGACCUGGAGGCACUCAGAGCUACCAAGCGCAAUAGAAAAGGUGGGAAGUUAAAUAAUCACUUAGAAGCUGCUAUACACCAGGCAAUGAGUGAUCUGGACAAGAUGUCGGGCAGUGUUCACCAGAUGCUACCAAGAGACAGACAGAUCAAGCCUCCCAAAGCCAAGAGGAGGAAGAUCUCUAGAUAACAUUGAAUGUGUUGGUCCUCAGACCGGUAUCAAGAUAUAACCUGUGUACAUGCUGGUCAUCAGUCCAGUAACAAGACAAGACCUGUGUACAUGCUGGUCAUCUGUCCAGUAACAAGACAAGACCUGUGUACAUGCAGAGUCUUACAACCAGAUUCUCCACCCUUCCCCCCUCCAGUCCACAGUGCUAGUAGCAAACAGUGGUGCAGUAUUUUUCAACCUUCCCCCCCUGUCCCAGGACAGUUGAAGGUGCUGGGUGAAGCCAAUCAGAAAACUGUGCAAAUGACAUUUUGCCAUCUGUCUACAGCUUGCGGAAUAAUUAUUUUUUUCAAGAAUACUAAAAAAGAAAAAGAAAAAGCCGUGCAUAUGAGAAAAGACAGUCCAAAUAUUUCUGAUACAUUUUCAAUAUGUAUAUAAACAAUGAAUAGAAAUGUCAUGGUGAUAUUCAGAAAAGAAAUGUAAAUAUUGUACAAUAUUGUCAUGUACAAGCAUACCUAAUGCACACUAUCUUUUAUUGUACAAAACAAAGCAGAAGAAAGUGUACAAAUUUCUUUGGUUUUUAUUCAGAACAUGGUCAAUAUGACCACCAGUGUAAACCGGAUAAAUAAAGAGAGAUACAGCCUAAAGCUUUUAUAUGAUUACGUUGAAACAAAGCUGUUUGUAUUAAACGGCAGGGUAAAAGGCAUGAUUAUGUAAACCGCUGAUUAUGAGACACUUCACACCCAAUAAGUGUUCAUUUAUGUGUGUCUAAACAGAAUGGACUUUACCAGCUGAAAGUACCUCUGGGCUUUUCAUGAAACCGGUCAGUGCAACACAGGAACUAGGGAAGCAGGCUACACGCUACAUGUUCUUUUCAACAGAAAUGCAGUAGCAUAGCAACCAGUCUACACACUACAUGUUCAUGUUCGUGCGGCAAGCAUACAUUAUCAUAGCAAGCAGGCUACACACUACAUGUUCAUUGAAAACACAUACAGUAGCAUAGCGAGCAGGCUACACACUACAUGUUAAUUCAACACACAUAGCAUAGCAAAGAGGCCACACGCUACACGAUUUUUUCCCACAAUGUUCGUGUGUUACUCAAGAAAAAGAAAAGGCCAUGCCAUGGAAGAGGCCCGUACUUAUACUUCAAAAAGGAAAUUCAGUUAUUUUUCUUGAAUAUUUUUGAUACAACAAAUAUCAGAUAAGAUGUUUACAUAAAGGACUUGUUGAGUGUUGGAUACCUGCUUUGUUGAAACUUUAGAGGAUGUUUAACUCUUAAAGGUAAACUGACUUGUCCAUAGCUAUGUCCAUUUGUAAACGCCUUCUUUUUCAUCACACAUUAAUCAAUAUUAAUCUUUUUGUAUCUCUUUAAGAUUUAGUAUGUUAGCAAUUUUGAGCUACAGAUUGAAAGGGGACAUCGCUAGAAAAAAAUGGCUGUUAAUAUGUAUGUGUAUUGAAAUUAGAUAAUUUCUUUAAUUUAUCUACAGGUUCUGACGUCAGCCUGACUGCCCCCUGUCCAAUAGACUUUUUCUAUUUGAACUCCCAACAAAAAGUAAUUCUCAACUCUGAUCUCAUGAUUUAUUAAUUCUCUACAAAAGCUUCCCUUCAAUCGAAACCUAAAAUGUUUACCCUUAAACCAAAGUAAUAUUCUUUUUAAAUCUUUGACACUUUCUUAAAAUGUUAAAUAAAAGGAAUAGUUUCAUUUUUCACAUCAUUCUUGCUUAUCAAAAUGCGCUAAUCGAGCCCUAUCGGUCGGUUAUUGCAAAGAUAUUGUGUACUGUAUGCUGACGUAAUAAAAGUCCAAAAUGUAGAAAUGUACAAACCAUAGCAACAGAUUUAGGAAACCUCCUUUGUUGUAAACUGCAGUGCAGGGAGGAGCAAUGCAUUCUGGGCUUUUUGAGUUUUAAAUUGGCCUAAGUUUUGUUUUGAAACAAAGAAAUAAUGAUUUUCUUGGUUAUUAAAACAAAGGAAAGGCUUUUUACUAUGGCUAUGAACUGUAGUAACUAUAAGGAACAACAUUCGAUUUUACAUUUGCGUUAAAGUUACCCUUUCAACCAAGCCCCUGACGUGAGCUUGUAUAAUGAAUCUGAUGGUUCAGUCCUGCAGGACAUUAUACUUCCAUUUUAUGAUUGGAAAAUACAAAGACAAGCUGUACUAUGUUCCCUGAGAGGAUACAAUAUUUUAGGUUAAUUUAUCUUUACCUUUUCAAAGUCUAGUUAAAGCUGCAGAAAUAAAAGUAAUAAGAAUAGCUACUAUUGUCAUAUCACCCUGCUCAAAAGAAUCCCUGCUGCCACUGGUUUGGAUUUUAAUUUGUUUUUAAAUUUGUGGCCUUCAUUAUUUGUUUUUAUUGUUUUUUAUUAUUGCUGUUGGUGUAAAUUAUUAAUGUAUUUCAUAUUUAUUUGGAGCUGUAUAAUUAUAAUAGUUGGCAAUAAUACUAAUAAGAUUUAUAAACUCUGGAAUGCCUUAGUGUAUAUAUAUUUUUCCUUAACAAAAUGAACAGCGUAUUAUUCAGUUAGCCAUUAACAAAUAUAAAUAUAUAUUGACUUUAUAGAUUUUCUUUUUUCAGAAACAACCAAUGCUUGCAUUUUGUGUUUUUACAGGAUUUUUUUGGACUUUGGUCAAAUCAGCUUGAGUGCUGAUCUUUCGCUCUCUCUCAGGAAGACCGUGUUACUUACUAGACUACAGACUUAGACUUUUAUCUGGACGGACUGACUGGCUUAAUCUGGAAGCUUCUGUGAAAAUAAGAUGAAGUAAUUUUUAGGGACUUAUAUAAAUAGGAUACAGUAAUGACAAGAAAGCUUAAGAAGUGAUGGGUAACCACGGGGUAAAAUGUCUGAGGUGACAAACGGCCAUAGUUCAGUACCACAGUACCACAGACCAGGUUGUAUGAUGGUAAUGGAGCCUUCAUGGUGAAUGUAGAGCCCAGUCUGUCAUAUGUUUUACUCUCAGGAUAUCCCCCCCCCCCCCCCCCCAUAUUACCACAGAAGUAAAUAUAUGCAAAACCUUUCUGUUGGCUGGUGGGCUGUGUACUAAAGGUGAGAGGAGACGUGUGAGCUGCUUGAUUAUUUCUCAGUCCAGUAAUCAAGGUGUUGAAAACAAGCUAUCAUUCGAAAAACAACUCUUGGAGUCCGAAGCUAAGGGAAAAAUGGUUGUGAAGGUCAUUGUUAAGUCUAAAUAAUGGUGUGACUUGCCUAUCCAUUACAACAAAAUGUCUAAAUGCGCAAACACUAUGGAUUGUGCCUAGUUUUCACCUCUUCAAUUAAUGUGCAGUCAACCAACACCAACUGUUAAUUUAAGGUCUCUAAAGAAAAUGAAUGACAAAAAUAUCAAGUGCAAUCGAGCAUAGAGUAUAUAGUUAAAUACAAUGUAGUCUGAUACUCCUUACUCUCCCCCUCAUAAAUGGCACUGUCCGAUGGCAAGUGCACUGAAAAACAAAUCCGUGUCAAGUAAACUCAAAUCAUCUUAUCGGUGGAAGUUACACUUUAGAAUAAAUAUCCCACAAUGCACCAAAAGUCCCAUGACCAUACCCAAGAGGAAGAGACUUCAUUUCCAUUGGUAAAGUUCAUUCUGUCUUAUGUGCAAUGACAUGGAGGCCUGCCACAGUCCUAUUUACAAACCGUGUGUAAUUUCUGUCAUCCUGUUUGUGAAUGUUGUCCAUUGGUUUGUACCAACUUGUUUACCAGAUGAGUAUGUCUGCUCAGAUUAUUGUUUGUUGAUUGUGUACUUGUGUGUAUGUGUGCGCGUUUAUAUUUAGGUUUUAUUCAUCCCUUGGCUUUUUGUUUAACCUCAUUUGUUAAAAACUCUUUUUGUUGUUGUCUGUGUCAUCCCUCUGCCAUAUAACUAAUUAUGGUUAUAUUUUCUCAUCAAUAUAUACUUUACAAUACUAGGCUUUGUAAAGUAUUCUUGUGCACUUGAUUUCAUUGGUUGCAGAUAGCAUUGCGGUGGGUGCUAGAUGUAGUCUGUCGGAGUCCAUAGUUUCUUUUGUUUUGACUUUCUGUUUAGACAUUUAUGAGUUUGUGUAAGCAGCAGGUAAUGUAAAUAGUGUGAGCAGUACAGGUUGUGCAGUGCUGUGACAUUUAAACAAUGUUACAAUUAAAAACUGGUCUCUCAUACUUGAAAUUUA